Molecule: messenger RNA, 1242 nt
Organism: Colletotrichum costaricense
Lineage: Eukaryota; Fungi; Ascomycota; Sordariomycetes; Glomerellales; Glomerellaceae
Product: cell wall glycosyl hydrolase YteR
Exons: 2
Coding region: 1-1242 (413 amino acids)
Biological process (GO): carbohydrate metabolic process
Source: RefSeq, a predicted model, not a curated record
AUGAGGAUAACCUCACUCGCAGCCACCGCGCUCGCCAGCGCCGCCCUCUCCUCCGCAGCAAUCUCCCUCCCCAACGGCUGGUUCGCCAUCGCCCCCGACGAGAAGCUGAACCCCGGCAAACUCGACGGCGGGCCCCGGUACCUCACAUGGAUGGCCGACUCCCAAAUCAAGCACGGCGUAGAGCCUACCUACGCCUACACAAUCUCAGCCUUCUACUCCGGUGUCCUGCGUGCCUACGAGCGGACAGGUGACAAGCGAUACUACGACUACGUCAAGCACGCCACAGACAUCCUCCUCUACCCUUCCCAAGACGGCGAGAUCCUUCUCUACAACAACAGCAACUCCAUCGACGAUAUCCGCUUCGGUCACACCUUCCUCGACAUCUACAACGCCACCGGCGACGAAAUCUACAAGACCGCCGCGAGGACCCUUCGUCACCAAAUCGAACGCACAGGCCGCUCCCCGGACGGCGGCUUCUACCAUCGCUAUCCCGUCUACAUAGACCAGAUGUGGCUCGACGGCAUCUACAUGCUAGACGUCUUCUACGCCCGCUGGACCGCCGAGUUCGAGCCGGAUAACACCACCGCGUGGGACGAUAUCGCGUUGCAGUUCGACCUCGUCACCGCGGGUACGAUCCUGGGUAACGCGACAAACGGCCUGCCGCUUCACGGCUUUGACUGGAGUAAGAAGGCCAUCUGGGCUGACCCGGAGACGGGCGCCUCGCCUAACGUAUGGGGACGCGCUGUUGGGUGGUACGUCAUGGCUCUCGUCGACACUCUUGAGCUUUUCCCCCUGGACCAUCCGGCCCGCGAGCGUCUGGUUGGGUAUCUGCAGCACGUCUCGGACGCCGUUGUGGCUGCGCAGGAUGAGAAGACGAAGGGGUGGUGGCUCGUCAUGACGCCUGGUACUGAGGGCCAGUGGGGAAAUUACAUUGAGAGCUCUGGGUCCGCCAUGUUUGUGUAUGGACUUCUCAAGAGUCUUCGCCUGGGCUAUAUACAAGGCAACAGCUAUCUCAGGUCUGCACUUAGCGGUUACAAGUUGAUGACGGACACGUUCUCCGAGACGCGCAAGAGCGAUAAUGCUCUCGUCUGGGGAUGGACUGUGCAGACGGGCAGCUUGAGCUCCAACGGCACGUUUGAGUACUAUGCCAGUAUGCCUCUGUUCGAGAACGACCUCAAGGGUGUUGCUCCCUUCCUCUUUUCCAGUUAUGAGUACGAAUUGUACCUAGAGCAGAAGAAGUAA